ACGACGUGAGCCCAGAGGCGGCACCUGCGUCCUUGGAGGUGCCCAGCGCGGCGGGUCAUGGCCGGCCCCACGCGGGGCAGUGGGACCAAGGCCCUGGACCUGCUCCGAGCCCUGCCCCGUGUGAGCUUGGCCAACUUGAAGCCGAAUCCAGGCUCCAGGAAACCGGAAAGACGCCCAAGAGGACGGCGAAGAGGUAGAAAAUGUGGCAGAGGCCAUAAAGGAGAAAGGCAGAGAGGAACCAGGCCCCGACUGGGCUUUGAGGGAGGCCAGACUCCAUUUUACAUCCGAAUCCCAAAAUAUGGGUUUAAUGAAGGGCAUAGCUUCAGACGCCAGUAUCAACCUUUGAGUCUCAACAGGCUUCAGUAUCUUAUUGAUAUGGGUCGAGUUGAUCCUGAUCAACCUAUUGACUUAACCCAGCUUGUCAAUGGGAGAGGCGUGACCAUCCAGCCACUUAAAAGGGAUUAUGGUGUCCAGUUGGUAGAAGAGGGUGCUGACACUUUUACAGCAAAGGUUAAUAUUGAAGUACAGUUGGCUUCAGAAUUAGCCAUUGCUGCAAUUGAAAAAAAUGGUGGCGUUGUCACUACUGCCUUCUAUGAUCCACGAAGUCUUGAAAUUCUGUGCAAACCUGUACCAUUCUUUCUGCGUGGACAACCCAUUCCUAAACGAAUGCUUCCCCCUGAAGCCCUGGUCCCAUAUUAUACGGAUGCAAAAAAUCGUGGUUACCUAGCAGAUCCUGCCAAAUUUCCUGAAGCAAGACUUGAACUUGCGAAGAAGUAUGGUUAUAUUUUACCUGAUAUCACUAAAGAUGAACUCUUCAAAAUGCUUAGCACUCGAAAGGAUCCAAGGCAGAUUUUCUUUGGUCUUGCUCCUGGGUGGGUAGUUAAUAUGGCAGAUAAGAAAAUCCUAAAACCUACUGAUGAGAAGCUCCUCAAAUACUAUAGUUCAUGAAUUCCCUUCCGAGAGAGGAGAGUUAUAAGAGUACUGGAAAAAGAACUGAAAUAUAUGUAUUUCUCAUUGCAUUUUCUUAAUUUGUAAUUACUCAGAUGUUGAUGUUAAUUUUCUGUGUAAUAUCUUUUUUCAUUUUUAUCUAAUUAAAAAUGCAGUAAGCAAGGACUGCAUAAAGAA
Talpa occidentalis (Iberian mole) is the source of this 1125-nucleotide messenger RNA. It is a transcript of the gene MRPL15, whose product is annotated as mitochondrial ribosomal protein L15. Bases 58 to 948 code for a protein of 296 amino acids. The transcript is spliced from 5 exons. NCBI's taxonomy places the organism in Eukaryota, Metazoa, Chordata, Mammalia, Eulipotyphla, Talpidae. The record is from RefSeq and is a predicted model, not a curated record. Gene Ontology annotation, cellular component: mitochondrial large ribosomal subunit. Gene Ontology annotation, biological process: translation. Gene Ontology annotation, molecular function: structural constituent of ribosome.